Suillus discolor is the source of this 317-nucleotide messenger RNA. RefSeq lists its product as uncharacterized. The record is from RefSeq and is a predicted model, not a curated record. Bases 15 to 317 code for a protein of 100 amino acids. Lineage: Eukaryota; Fungi; Basidiomycota; Agaricomycetes; Boletales; Suillaceae. The transcript has 3 exons. Gene Ontology annotation, molecular function: protein dimerization activity.
GUGCGAUUGCAACUAUGCAUCUCUACCGCGGUGCGCAAAGCUACCAACGUCCUCCGAAGCAAAGCAAAAUUGCAUCGCAGAGGCAGUAUCGGGUCAAAGAGGGCGACGGGUUUCAAGAACUUAAAGACGUGAUCCGCUCGGUGACAGGGGAGACUCCCCAGACCAGGCGCGAAACCUUGAAGAAAGCUGCACAACUCCUGCAGGAUUUAUCGAGAGAACAUGGGGCAAUUUCUAGGCAUGAGCCGCUCCCGCCCUUGGAAUACUCGUCAGCAUCACCCUAUGAAGCUGACCAGCUCGUCGGCGACAGGAUCUCAUAG